This is a messenger RNA of Aspergillus niger, 303 nucleotides long. RefSeq lists its product as hypothetical. Bases 1 to 303 code for a protein of 100 amino acids. NCBI's taxonomy places the organism in Eukaryota, Fungi, Ascomycota, Eurotiomycetes, Eurotiales, Aspergillaceae. The record is from RefSeq and is a predicted model, not a curated record. The transcript has a single exon.
AUGGAGUGGGAUAGAUCUACUGCGAUAGACUUGGGACAGAGAUGGAAUCAUCCUGCCAAUGAGACCAUGCCGACGGGGCAUGUGAAGAAAAGAUGGUCGACUCUGCUCACAGUGGGCCGGACCGAGUGGAAUCUUCCCAUAGUAGAGCCGGCCGAUCUCCCAGUGUCCUUCAACGGAUCAAUUUUGCUGAGUACUAUUCGGAGAGGUCAUUCGGCCCGCGGGGGUUUUGCUAUACUGGCCCUCCGCCAGCCAGUGAAAGGCAAUGCAUUAUUAUUCGAGUCGGCUGGCCCCCGAUCGUCGUGA